AUGUCCCUCCCAACCCUCCUCAGGCAACCGCCCACUCUCCGCCCCGCGCUGGCCAGGACACUGGCCUCGCACGCAUACAACCCGCCCAGGCCCGCGUUCACCCCGGGCCCACCUGGUCCUCCUCCCGCCGCAAAGGCCGGUCCCUCCACUCCUCGCGCUCCUCCCAACCCAGCCACGACUACUUCGCCCACUCUGCCGCCCGACCACCGUCGGCUGUUGGAAGAGAUCGUUCGGGUCGACCAUGCGGGCGAGCUGGGCGCCAACUGGAUUUACAGGGGCCAGAAGUGGGGCAGCCAGAUGAGGGGUGACAAGCGGACCGCGGAACAGGUUGAGGACAUGUGGGAGAACGAGCGCCACCACCUCAACGUCCUCACCCGCAUGGCCCACCAGCACCGUGUGCGUCCCACGGCGCUCUAUCCCGUCUGGCAGGUCCUCGCGUGGGGCAUGGGCGCGACGACUGCUCUGAUGGGCAAAGAGGCCGCGAUGGCGUGUACCGAGGCGGUGGAGACUGUCAUUGGGGAGCAUUAUGACGACCAACUGCGCGCGCUCAAGCCCGUGCUCGCCGACAACGCUGCGUCCGAGACCCCGCACCCAUCUCUUCCGCUCAUGGCGGAGGUCCUUGAGGAAUUCCGCGAUGACGAGCUGGGCCAUCUCGACAUUGCCGUCGAGGAAGGCGCGCUCAAGGCGCCUGGCCAUUCGUUGCUCUCUGCGGCCAUUGGCGCGGCUUGCAGGAUUGGUAUUAUGGUUGGCAGCAAAGUGUAG
Molecule: messenger RNA, 762 nt
Organism: Apiotrichum porosum
Lineage: Eukaryota; Fungi; Basidiomycota; Tremellomycetes; Trichosporonales; Trichosporonaceae
Exons: 3
Coding region: 1-762 (253 amino acids)
Biological process (GO): ubiquinone biosynthetic process
Cellular component (GO): mitochondrial inner membrane
Molecular function (GO): 3-demethoxyubiquinol 3-hydroxylase activity
Source: RefSeq, a predicted model, not a curated record